Molecule: messenger RNA, 1466 nt
Organism: Myzus persicae (green peach aphid)
Lineage: Eukaryota; Metazoa; Arthropoda; Insecta; Hemiptera; Aphididae
Product: mitogen-activated protein kinase 14B-like
Exons: 11
Coding region: 338-1444 (368 amino acids)
Biological process (GO): intracellular signal transduction; protein phosphorylation
Cellular component (GO): nucleus; cytoplasm
Molecular function (GO): ATP binding; MAP kinase activity
Source: RefSeq, a predicted model, not a curated record
UUCUACGAAGAUAGUUCUAGUUCUCUGCAAUCCCAUCAGUUGUCGCGAGUUGUUUUGUCGAUACCUACUCGAUAUUAUAGCCAUUGAUUAAUGAUUAUUGCCUAUUGGUAUUUACAAAUUGCCAAUUGGUUAGUGCCUAUCUAAUCCCGCACAAUUUUUAUGCAUCAAUUGUCUUACACGCGUCCUAUUUUAUGAUUCAAGAUAUAAUUAAUGAUUAAUGGCGUUUUAAAGUUUUUCGAUUUGUUGUCGAUCGUAUAGGUACACAAGAUAGACCACAACUCUACGAGUUCCACGUCAAGACGAGCGAAGCCUCAAGAAGUCAAGACUCAAAAGUGUUAUGGCAGAAGAAUCCGGUCCGUCUCAGACUUCAAACCAGCGUUCCACAAUGAAAUAUUACAAAAUCGAAAUUAACAAGACCGAAUGGGAAGUACCCGAUAGGUAUCAAAUGCUCACUCCUGUUGGUCUUGGUGCCUACGGACAAGUUUGCUCAGCUGUUGACAAUCAGACUGGGCUGAAAGUUGCCAUCAAAAAACUUGCCAGACCAUUCCAGUCAGCAGUUCACGCUAAACGUACCUAUCGAGAGCUUCGCAUGUUAAAACACAUGAACCAUGAAAAUGUGAUUGGAUUAUUAGACGUGUUCACACCUGCAAACACUAUGAAUAAUUUUAAUCAAUUGUAUAUGGUCACCCAUUUAAUGGGAGCCGACUUAAAUAAUAUUAUACGUACACAAAAAUUAUCUGACGAUCAUGUCCAAUUCCUUGUUUAUCAAAUUUUACGAGGUUUAAAGUAUAUUCAUUCUGCUGGUAUAAUCCAUAGGGAUUUAAAACCAUCAAAUAUUGGUGUAAAUGAAGAUUGCGAGCUAAAAAUAUUAGAUUUUGGAUUAGCAAGACCAACAGAAAGUGAAAUGACUGGAUAUGUGGCUACCAGAUGGUACAGAGCACCUGAAAUAAUGUUAAACUGGAUGCAUUACAAUCAGACAGUUGAUAUUUGGUCAGUUGGCUGUAUUAUGGCUGAACUUUUGACCGGAAGGACAUUAUUUCCUGGCACGGAUCAUGUGGAUCAUUUAACACGUGUAUUAGUUUUGUGUGGAACACCGUCCGAUGAAUAUUUAAAUAAAAUUAAAAGCUCGGAGGCAAAAAAAUAUAUACAGUCUUUACCAGUUAUGCCAAAAAAAGAUUUUGGUGAAGUAUUCAAAGGAGCUAAUCCAUUAGCAAUUAAACUGUUAGAAGAAAUGUUGGAAUUGGACGCUGAUAAAAGAAUGACUGCUGAAAAAGCACUUGCACAUUCAUACCUGGCGCAAUAUGCUGAUCCAUCUGAUGAACCAAAUUCCCCUCCAUAUGAUCAAAGCUUUGAAGAUAUGGAAUUAAAUGUAGAAAAAUGGAAAGAACUUGUUUGGGAAGAAGUCGUAAGUUAUGUUCCAUCCACACAAUUAGAAUCACCAUAAGUUACUUCAACACAAUUUCGAU